Molecule: messenger RNA, 3262 nt
Organism: Amblyraja radiata (thorny skate)
Lineage: Eukaryota; Metazoa; Chordata; Chondrichthyes; Rajiformes; Rajidae
Gene: zbed4l2
Product: zinc finger BED-type containing 4-like 2
Exons: 5
Coding region: 291-2585 (764 amino acids)
Molecular function (GO): DNA binding; protein dimerization activity
Source: RefSeq, a predicted model, not a curated record
CCCGACGCUCAGACCGACCGCGAUGCACGAACCGAGUGGCCGCCCCGCACAGCGCCCCGCCCGGGGAUGUGGAUGUAACAGAGCGUCACUCAGCGCCUUGAUGGUGGAGAUGGAGAUACAUCUGUGUUUGUGUUGAUGUUGUGGACAUCUCAUCUCAUCUCAUCUCAUCCCUGGUGCCGGCCGGUUGGGUUUUACAAACAUCUGUUGUCUUGAAGAAAAACGAGUUAGAAAGUCAAGUGUCAAUGAAAUAAUCUCCAGUGAUUACUGCCGCUGGGGGCUGAGGAGGGGCCAUGCCGCCCAUCAGUGAGGUGUGGAGAUACGUAACGCAGAGAGAUGAUCGAACCCUGGAAUGCACCAUGUGUGGCUGGCAGCUAGCCCACCCUUGCAGUGCUGAAGUACUGCGCCUACACCUGCAACGCCACCACCGCAUCCACUUCACCACAGAGACCGGGCAGGGGGAACCGCAGGGAACCGACAGCACCGGAGACGAGACUCAGUGUGAGGAGGAACAGGGUCACAGCGACACGCUGGACAUAGACAGCCCCGAGCCCCACAGGUCGCCGGGCAGCAGCAGCAGCAGCAGCAGGCGCAUGUCGGAGAUGCUGCGGGACUGCGCUGCACAGCUCGAGGACGAGGAGGAAGAGGGGCCAGGAGAUGGAGACCCUCACCCCACCCUGACUGAAGACGAGCUGUCCACGCUGCUUCGCUCCUGUGGGCCGUCCCGCAGUCCCCAGGGAAGCGCCGAGCUGACCUACAAGCGGCGGCUGGCGGGCGGGAGCCCGGACCGGGCUGAGACAUGGGAUUUCUUCAAGAAGCUGAACGAGCGGUGCGUCGAGUGCAGCCUCUGCCGCAAACAGCUCUGCUUCCACGCCAGCACGGCCAGUCUCCGGGAACAUCUCCGCCGCAAACACCGGCUCGGGGAAGCGCAGCCCCGUCACGGCGCCGACGAUGCCUCGUCCGGAUCCGAGUCGGUGGGUCCGGAGCCCGAGGUGACGAGGAACCGAGCGGUGGGGGAGAGAGGGGGGGUCCUGGAGUGUCCGGAGUGUCCGGAGCGGCGGCGGGACGUGCUGGACCGGCUACUGCUGGGCCUGGUUUACCGGGACCUGCAGCCGCUUGGCCUCGGGAAACAGGCCGGCUUCAAACGGCUGCUCGGUUACUUGGAGCCGAGUUACCGGCCCCCGACGGCGUCUCAGUUGUCGGCCGCUCUGCGCCGCCUCUACCUGCGGGCUCGCCAACAUCUGGCAGCACAGCUGCGCUCGGUACCGGCGCUGGCGCUAUCCACUCACAGCUGGAGCGGCCCCGGCGGUCGGCCCUUCCUCACUGUGCUAGCUCACUACACGGACGCCCGUUGGGCCACGGUGCGCUGCGCUCUCCGGACCGGCCGAGCCCCCGGUCCCGACCUCCUGCUCUCUGCCCUCGCCGACUACCAGCUCCCCGCCGCUGCCGUCAUCUGUGUGGUGGAGGAUAGCCCGCGGGCCCGGGCCGAGUGGCCGCCAUACAGCCUCCCGUGCGCCCGCCGCGCCCUCGACCUCUGUCUCCGACAAACACUGCGACUCGAGGCUCUACAACCGGCGCUCGGAGCGGCUCGCCACCUCGCCGCGCACCUGCAGCUCGGCCCGGACUCCGGACACGGGCCGGAGCCGCUGGACAUCGGUCUCCUCCAGGCUGGACAGUGGCCGGAGCUGCUGGACACCGGUCUCCUCCCGGCCGGACAGUGGCCGGAGGCGGACACUGGCCCGCACUGGGACAACACGCUACAGAUGUGCGAGCGGCUGCUGCGGAUGCGGCCGGCGCUGGACAGCGAGCCCGCACUUUCCCCGCAACACUGGCAGCUUUUGCGGGACCUGGUGUCCGUCCUGCGGCCGCUGCGGCUCGGCCUGGCCUUCCUGUCCGAGCCCCACAACGCUUCAGUGUCGGCGCUGCUGCCCUGCCUACAUGGCGUGGCCGCCGCGCUGGCCCAGUGUCCGCUGGAGGUGGCGAGCCCGGCCAGGGCUGCCGGGGCCCGGCUCCGACACUUGUUGUUGCGCCGCUGGGAACUGGAGAGCGGCCCCGAUGUGGCCACCGGUCCCGCUGGUCUGGCCGCCAUCGCCUCCUUCCUCGACCCGCGCUUCAAGGACCUGCGUUUCCUCGACGCCCGCACCCGGGACCACAUCCACCGCAAGGUGCGGGCACUGCUGGCGGCCACUCCGCCCGAACCCCGGCCUGCUAGCCCCUGCCCGCCGCCGCUCGGCCCGUCCCCAGGGCCUGCUAGCCCGGGCCCGCCCCCGGCCGCCCUGCCCAGCGACUAUGACCUGUUGUUCGGCGCGGAGCCGGCGGGCGCGAUGCCCGAGUCUCGGCUGCAGUUGGACGGGUACUUGUCCGAGCCGCUCCGCAAACGCGACUCCGACCCCUUCCACUGGUGGCGAGACAACGGGCACCGCUUCCCGGCGCUCUCCCGCCUCGCCCGGCGCUUCCUGCCCAUCCCCGCCGCCGCCGGGCCGCUCUCUCCCCGCCACAACUCCACGCCCGCCGGCGGCACCGACACCGAUGUGGAGUACAUCGUGUUCCUUCACACAAACGCCCCGUACAUCGACCUCCUCCAGUGACGCCAAACCGAGUGGCCCUUCGGCCCGUCCACUCGCUGCUGACCAUCACUCUAACCCCACGCUCCCAGUACAGCAGCGCCAGUCUCGACAGAAGAGACAUAAGGGACUGAUUGGCCCAAUCCUGCUCAUUAUGUGAUCCUAAUCCUAAUCAUGUUCUUUGAACGAAAGCUAUCCGUGCACCAUGGAAUUGGACAGAUUCCAUUUAUUCACAUAAAUAAACAAGGGCAGGACUUGAACAGUAAAUUAUAGAGUACUGGGGAUAGAUGAAGAACACAAAGCCUGGAGGUGCAGGCACAUCAUUCCCUGACGGUGGUCUGAGGUGGACAACCUUAUUUAAUCCAUCCAACACAUGAACUCAAGCCAAUCCAACAUCACCUCCCAGAAUAAACCCGUGCUGAAUCUCCCUGAUUAACCUGUGCCUUUCUUCGUGGCCUCUGCAUUGAUUCAUUCUUCCACCCUGGAGCAGAUGACCAGCGUGUAGGCACUUGCAUUCCUUCAGUCAGUGACAGCGCUCCCCAGUGGGCAGAGUUAGUCAUUGCUGUAACACUGAAACAAAAUCUGAAUCCACAAUUCAUAGUCUCGUGUACCGAGGUACAGUGAAAAGCUUUUGUUGUGUGCUAACCAGUCAGCGGAAAGACAAUACGUGGGCCAUUUAUAGUGUAUAGAUGCAUGAUAAG